Spinacia oleracea (spinach) is the source of this 966-nucleotide messenger RNA. Its product is annotated as zinc finger BED domain-containing protein DAYSLEEPER-like. The record is from RefSeq and is a predicted model, not a curated record. The transcript is spliced from 2 exons. The coding region runs from base 154 to 951 and encodes 265 amino acids. Lineage: Eukaryota; Viridiplantae; Streptophyta; Magnoliopsida; Caryophyllales; Amaranthaceae.
UUUUCAAAACCCUAGUUGUCAACUUGUCACGCCUCCCGCACCGGAUGCACUACUGUCCAGCCUUCCUUCGAGCCUCCGAGAAGUCGUUGCUCACAUCCUCCAUACCUCACUACCUCCGUAGUCCGUACCUCCAACGAGCCACACAAGGGAAGAAUGGCAAGCAAGAGUAAUAUCAAUACAAAGUCUUCCUCUAAACCGUCCACUACGGCAAGUCGUACCUCGAACACAAUAGUGGAUACCGGUGAAGAAAAUGGUGCUGGAGAAGAAAUCGAAGAGAGCAAAGAUCCAACAAAUACUGUUGAUCCUUCUGUUUUGCCCCUAACUAAUAGACAUACAUCAGAAGCUUGGGCUAGUUUUACAAGAAAAAAAGUAGGAAAAGAGAUAAAAGCAGAAUGCAAAAAUUGUUCGAAGCUACUUGCUGGAGGACCGAGAGCGGGAACAAGUCACUUAAAAAGAGCAUGCAACAAAUGUUUAAAGAGGAAAUGCAUGGAUAUUCGACAAACAAGGUUAUUUGGAUCAGUUGGUAGUCCUUGUGAUACAAAUGAGACAUUGACAUUGGCUCCAUAUGAGUUCCGCCAAGAAGAUGGGAGAAGAGACUUAGCAGAAAUGAUUGUUCUCCACGAAUAUCCGCUAAGUAUAGUUGAGCAUUAUGGAUUUAGAAAGUACUCAAAGACUCUUCAACUAGGCUUCAAAGUUCCCUGUCGCAACACAACAAAAAAUGACAUUCUCCAAAGAUACAAAGUUGAAAAAGAGAAGAUAAUUGCUUGUCUAAGGAAAGUUAAAGGAAGGGUUGCAAUGACUACUGACAUGUGGACUGCAAAUCAUCAAAAGAAGGGAUACAUGGCGGUCACCGCACACUUCAUUGAUAGUUCAUGGAAGCUUCAAAGUCGAAUCAUCAGGUUUCAUCGUGCUCCAUAUGCUUAUUUGCUUACUUUUAUGCUUAUUUACUAGUCUUUUGUGUUCAUU